CCGGGCGAGCGCGCGGGGUGCGGCCGGGGGCGCGGGCAGCGAGGGCCCGGUGCGUGGGGCGGCGCCGGCGAGGGGCCAGGGCCAGGGGCGCUGCCGGCCGGCCUCGGGGUCUCCAUGCCUCCGCUGCGCCCCGCUCCGCAGCCCGCCGCCGGCCAGCGGUAGCCAUGGCCGCGGUGGCCGUCCUCCGGAGCGACUCGCUGCAGGCCUUCCUCCAGGACCGCACCCCCAGCGCCUCCCCGGACCUGGGCACGCACUCCCCCCUGGCGCUGCUCGCCGCCACCUGUAGCCGCCUUGGCCAGCCGCCGGGCGCCGCGCCGGCCCCGGACUUCCUGCAGGUGCCCUACGACCCGGCGCUGGGCUCGCCCUCCCGGCUCUUCCACCCGUGGGCCUCCGACAUGCCGGCGCACUCGCCGGGCGCGCUGCCGCCCCCGCACCCCAGCCUGGGGCUGACGCCGCCGCAGAAGGCGCACCUGCAGCCGUCGUCCUUCGGGGCGGCUGCGGCGCACGAGCUGCCGCUCACCCCGCCGGCCGACCCCUCGUACCCUUACGAGUUCUCACCCGUCAAGAUGCUGCCCUCCAGCAUGGCGGCGCUGCCCGCCAGCUGCGCGCCCGCCUACGUGCCCCCCUACGCCGCCCAGGCCGCGCUGCCGCCCGGCUACUCCAACCUGCUGCCCCCGCCGCCGCCGCCGCCGCCCACGUGCCGGCAGCUGUCCCCCAACACGGCCCCCGACGACCUCCCCUGGUGGAGCAUCCCGCAGGCGGGCGCCGGGCCGGGCGCCGCCGGGGUCCCGGGGGGCGGCCUGUCCGGAGCCUGUGCCGGCGGGCCCCACGCGCCCCGCUUCCCCGCCGCCGCGGCCGCCGCGGCCGCCGCCGCCGCCCUCCAGCGGGGCCUGGUGCUGGGCCCGUCGGACUUCGCGCAGUACCAGAGCCAGAUCGCCGCGCUGCUGCAGGCCAAGGCCCCCCUGGCGGCCGCGGCCAGGAGGUGCCGCCGCUGCCGCUGCCCCAACUGCCAGGCGGCGGGCGGCGCGCCGGAGCCCGAGCCCGGCAGGAAGAAGCAGCACGUGUGCCACGUGCCCGGCUGCGGCAAGGUGUACGGCAAGACGUCGCACCUGAAGGCGCACCUGCGCUGGCACACGGGCGAGCGGCCCUUCGUGUGCAACUGGCUCUUCUGCGGCAAGAGCUUCACGCGCUCUGACGAGCUGCAGCGGCACCUGCGGACCCACACGGGCGAGAAGCGCUUCGCCUGCCCCGAGUGCGGCAAGCGCUUCAUGCGCAGCGACCACCUCGCCAAGCACGUGAAGACGCACCAGAACAAGAAGCUCCGGGCGGCGGAGGCCGGCGUCAAGCGGGAGGACCCGCGGGACCUGUGAGCGCAGCCGGGGGCAGGCGAGGCCUUUCCGCCGCCUCGCGCUCCCCAGCACCUCUAGGAAAAGUGAAGGGGAGGUCCUGGGGCCUGUGGGCAGCUGGCCGAGGGGAGUCCCAACACAGGCACUGCCCCUCCCUGCUUCCCUGGCCCGGCAGGCGGACAGGGACCCCUGCGCCCAGGAGAAGCAGGGGAGGCGGGGCGGAGGGCUCUGUGCACCCCAAAGGGAGGUUUGGAGCUCAAACCAUUCCCAGCACCGUCUGGGAGACCUACCGUUUGGGGGGACUUGCCCUGAGCGGACCUGGGUAUAGGAAACGUUGCUGAAUUGAAGCGGGAGGAACCUUGGGAGAGUUGAAAUAGUGCUGGGUUGGGGUUUUUUUGUUUGGUUUUUUAGGUUCUGGCCCGGCUUUGUACAGGUUAUUUAAUAGCUUUGUUAAAGAAUAAUGAUAAUAAUUACAUUAAU
This is a messenger RNA of Pipistrellus kuhlii (Kuhl's pipistrelle), 1826 nucleotides long. It is a transcript of the gene SP5, whose product is annotated as Sp5 transcription factor. The transcript has 2 exons. Gene Ontology annotation, molecular function: RNA polymerase II cis-regulatory region sequence-specific DNA binding; DNA-binding transcription factor activity, RNA polymerase II-specific. The record is from RefSeq and is a predicted model, not a curated record. The coding region runs from base 165 to 1370 and encodes 401 amino acids. NCBI's taxonomy places the organism in Eukaryota, Metazoa, Chordata, Mammalia, Chiroptera, Vespertilionidae. Gene Ontology annotation, biological process: regulation of transcription by RNA polymerase II.